AUGGAUUUACUUGAAGUACCUGAACAUGUGCAUCCACUAAAGCUCAUUGAUUUGCAACUAGAGUAUCCACUAUACUAUGAAGAUGAAGAAGAAGAUGAUGAUGAUGAUGAGGGUGGUGAUCUGAUUAUUAAAAAGCACUUUCAUGGUGUCCCUUGUGAUAGGUGUGGUCAAGAUAUUCAUGUGUACCAUAAACACUACUACAUGUGUAUGGAAGAUUCUUCAUGUCAUUUCUCUCUGCACAAAUUUUGUGCUGAGCUCCCAUCUAUGUUAGAGUACCCAUUACACCCACAUCCUCUUAUACUCGAUGAAAAUCAAACAUAUUCUUCAUGCAAUGUUUGUAAAAAAACGCAUAAUGGAAUGUGGUACAUAUGUUCUAAAUGUUAUUUUAGAAUUCAUGUGAUCUGUGCCCUAGAAGUAGGAAAAAUUGUCAUCCAUCAUCCUUGCCACCCUCACUUACUAAUGUGUUCUAUCCCUAAUAAGCCUAUUUUAUGCGAAUGUAGUGCUUGUGGUAAAAGACAUGAAGGGAUCUUCUAUCAAUGUACCAUUUGUCAUGGCUUCACCAUACACACUGAAUGUGCUUUCCUACCAAAAUCUUUGUUAAUCCAACAAACCACAUAUGAUGCUUUUUAUCAUACUCAUCCACUCACCAUUUCAUAUUCCUUCCCAAGAAAAGACCAAAAUGCUAAACAUAAUCCUAAAUGCAGAGUAUGCGGUAAACGGUUUUAUAAUACAGAGGAACUUUGGAUAUACAAAUGCGAUAAAUGUUUAUAUUAUGCUCAUGUGGAUUGUGCAACACCGACAAAAGAUCCAUUCAUGUCCAUCUUCUUGCCUCCUGGCCUUGGUAAAACCGUUAAAAAUUACAAAGAUGUUGACCAUCCUCAUCUUCUUCAUCUCCCAUUCCCGGAUGAAACAUACAGCUUACCAAAACACUUGUUUUUCCUAGAAAGUGGAACAAGCAAUUAUGAGGCAAACCUAAAAGAUGUAUUGCAUCAACACCCUCUAAUUCUAGUUAACCCGACGCAAAUUGAUAUCAAUUGUCAAACCUCCUCUUUGUUAUUGAAGUGUCAUAACCCAAUGAAAAAGACCCAACUGCUCUGCAAUGGAUGUAUUAGACCAAUCAUGUCAAGCAUGUUGUUUUACAAGUGUGCUGAGGUAAUUUGCAACUUUGCUCUUCAUGAGUGGUGCGCUCGACUUCCCCCAAAAAUAGAUAAACACCGAGGUCACCCACAACAUCCCCUAAAUCUCAUGCACUCAAACAUCCCUCAUUCAUUUUUCGAUGUGUUCUGUUGUGCUAUGUGCCAACAACCUUGCAAUGGAUUUGCAUAUUGUUGUGUCGAAUGUGGAUUCUAUAUUGAUGUUGGUUGUGGGUUUAUACCUGAAGAAAUCACACAUAAAGCUCACCCGAAUCACCUUCUUUCACUAGUUCGAUCACCAUAUUCUUAUUAUAAGUUUUGUCGUAUUUGUCUCACUUCUCUCAGGAGGUAUGAUUCUCUAAAAUCUCAUCUUUCAUACAAGUGCAAUGUUUGUAAUAUUUAUAUGCAUCCCCAAUGUACUUUGUUAUUACCUGAAACAAUCAAACGCAAGCAUGACAAGCAUCCCUUGCACCUAAGUUACCUCCCGAUAGAGAACCAUAAGGGUGAAUAUUUUUGUGAAGUUUGUGAGGAGGAUUUGAAUCCUCAUAGAUCUUUUUAUCAUUGUCAAGAUUGUGUUCAGUCCAUACAUACGGUUUGUGCUAAAUUGAUACUUCAGAGCGAGACAUACAAUCUUUCUCAUUACUUGAAAGGCCUUCAUGAUUUUGUGAAUAUAAAGUUUGGAGACAUUCUUAAGAGUGAUGGUCACCAACACCCUCUCUCAUUUGCUCAAGGAAUUGUGUCGGAUGGUCGAUGCAACAUAUGUUAUAAUAAUUUUAACUGUGAUAUGAUCUUUAAAUGUCUCGAGUGUAAGUUUGCAAUCCAUUACAAGUGUUGUGAGCGUUUGAACAAUUUAUGA
This is a messenger RNA of Lactuca saligna, 1989 nucleotides long. The record is from the annotation of a GenBank genome assembly. Lineage: Eukaryota; Viridiplantae; Streptophyta; Magnoliopsida; Asterales; Asteraceae.